This is a messenger RNA of Pyricularia oryzae 70-15, 237 nucleotides long. RefSeq lists its product as uncharacterized. The record is from RefSeq and is a predicted model, not a curated record. Bases 1 to 237 code for a protein of 78 amino acids. Lineage: Eukaryota; Fungi; Ascomycota; Sordariomycetes; Magnaporthales; Pyriculariaceae. The transcript is spliced from 2 exons.
AUGUGUAAAAUAAGGGUGCUGCCGGGGGCACAAGUAGACGAACUCUAUGAUGGUGCCAAGGGAGGCCACGGCCGGUUCCCUGAUCACCUUCACCGGAGGAGUUGGGACGUGGCCUGUCACUUGCCAAAUCGGGGGUGGGCGUGGGGUGGGCUCAGUGCUCAGUGGCAGCAAAGUUUCGAUCUAGAACUAGGUCGGAAUCCAGAGCUGGGACGGGGCUUCGAGCAAUCGUCGAUUUGA